Molecule: messenger RNA, 1906 nt
Organism: Linum trigynum
Lineage: Eukaryota; Viridiplantae; Streptophyta; Magnoliopsida; Malpighiales; Linaceae
Source: the annotation of a GenBank genome assembly
CGACUAAGUUCGAUUAAGUGAGUACUUAGCAUUUUGUUUGUUUGGUGAUGUGAACUGGCCCAUUUAAUACUAUUGCUUCUUCUUUUAGGGUUUAGGACUUUAGACAGGUGGACUCGAAAUUAACGGCAAAUACGGCUGGAUCCCAUCAUUUUGGUUCUGAGCUGGAAUCUGACGUAAGCCUCGCAUCAUCCUUACAGUAAUUUGUUAAUUUUUUCGCGCCGAUUUCUUUUGGGCUGAAGCUGUGUCAUUACCAUUGGGCUUUUGGCGCUAUUGGACUUGAUAAUUUGGGCUGACAGCCCCUGGUGAGUUGGGCUUUUGUCUUGACGAUCCUUUUCCGGUUUUUAUAUUGUCUGGGACGGGACUACCAGACUCGGGGAGGAAUACGGCGAGUAGCUUUCAUAGGAAGGAAAAUCCGUUGCUUCGUGUUCCCUCGAUAGUCUUCCUUGCCUGCUCAACCUUUCCUCUCUGGGUCGCCGGCGGCCGGAUCCUUGCACCGGCGGGCCAUAUAGGAGAGCGUUGAGCCGGUCUCUUUUUCCUGUUGUCGUUUCGGUAAGCGAUCGGAGCUCUGUGUUUCCACCAAGUUCAGUUUCGUAAGUUCUUAUUUUUUGAAUCGAAUUUCUAGGGUUCAAUUGGGGGCAAUUUGCUAAGGGUUCAGGAAUUGCCAGACGGGGCCGUGGUUUCAGUGUAUAUGUGAUCAGUCUGUGCUGGGUGGUGUUGAAGUUUGGGUAGAAAUGAUUGCUUCCACGUUAGGGAACUUCUGCCUGGAAAAGUUUCAUCUGAAUUUGGCCUAUUAGUGUAGAAUCGACGCAAGAGGACUUGGCAUUUUAGCUGAAUUUCUUAGUUAGUUGUGCUUAGACAUAGUAACCCCGGUUGCCGCUAUUGCGUCAAUUGUAUUGUGUGAUAGGAAAGUGGUUGUUUGGCAAGGUAUUUGAUUCUGUGCUGGUCCAGUGGACAGUCGGAGUUAGUUUGAUCUAGCCUUCCGUGCUUUGAAAUCGUUGCUCUAAAAUGAUGAACUUAGUGUUGACUGUUGAGAUGUGAAAAGAAGUCAAAUCUGUGGCGGUAUCUGAUUCGCUAAAGCUCUCGACUUUGUGAUUCAUUUUGCAGUUGUUGAUGCUCAUGAGGUCUGCGGUUUCUGCUCAACUUGCCCCCCUAAACAGCAAUAUGGAUCUUAAUGGUUUCAGUGGCGACAAAGCAGAAAGUAGACUUUACGUUGGUAACCUCGACCUGAGAAUAACAGAGGCCACUCUGAUUAAAAUGUUUUCUCCGUAUGGAAAGAUCAUAUCUGAGGACUUCUUGUGGCAUACCCGUGGCCCUAGACGUGGAGAGCCACGUGGCUUUGCAUUCAUCCAGUUCAGCUCCAAAGAGGAAGCUAAAUUAGCCAAGGAGAAGAUGCACGGGAGAUUAGCUUGUGGCCGGCCACUGGUUGUCCGUAUUUCAAGUGACAGAAGCUUGGAGGAAGCGGCUGCACAGAGUUCUUCAAGAACAGCAGCAAGUGCACCCAGAAAACCAGGCCUUCCUUCGCAACCCACUGGGCAGACGAAUAAGAGCGCCAAGAUAGCUGCGAUAAAGAACAAACUGAGAGCCUUGGAAGAAGAGACGACUAGCGUCAAGAAACAGAAGCUGGCCAGUGAUAGCAUCACAUCUAAGUGAGCCUCAAUGUUUUUGUAGGCCGAUGAUAGACGACUCGAGUCUGAUAUCGAAACCCAGAUACUCAUACCAUACUAGAACAACGUUGAGGACGGAAUGGGGUGGUUCCCUGUGUUGUAAUUUGUUACAAUGGAUGAAAUAUGGAAUGAAUGAUGCUGAACUGCUUUAUAUGGUUCAGAGCUUUUAUAAUCUGUACUUAUGGGAUAACAAUCUGGAAUUUGUUGUUUGUAGCUGUUCCAAACAAAAGGUCACUCAAACG